Onychomys torridus (southern grasshopper mouse) is the source of this 3130-nucleotide messenger RNA. It is a transcript of the gene Slc35e4, whose product is annotated as solute carrier family 35 member E4. Gene Ontology annotation, cellular component: Golgi apparatus. The record is from RefSeq and is a predicted model, not a curated record. Gene Ontology annotation, molecular function: antiporter activity. The transcript is spliced from 2 exons. The coding region runs from base 1548 to 2600 and encodes 350 amino acids. NCBI's taxonomy places the organism in Eukaryota, Metazoa, Chordata, Mammalia, Rodentia, Cricetidae.
CUAGGCAGGUUGUAGUCCAGGACUUGUUAUGACAGAUGACAGAGCCAGGUGGUGCCUGUCCAGGUGAGCGGGAGCUUCCCCCAAAAUCCAAUGACUGGAAAGAAGCUAGGUUCCAGGAUGAGCCUUGAUUCUUGAUCACCUGGAACAAGCUGGACUUUGAAUCGGCCUCUGGGGUGAGCUGCUUACCCUAGCCUGAAUUCAGAGACCAUCUAUUUUUCGGAUGGGAAAUCUGAGAACCACCCAGGAGCAAGGUCUUAGUGGCGGCUGCUCUGCCUCUCGGCCCAGGACUCUGUCGUGUGGGCCCCAGGAAGUCCAACUGUGAGUCACCUCGAAGUGCCCAGGGAGCAGCACUGGGGGUCGGCUAGCCAGGGAUGGAUGCCUGUCCUCUGUACCCUGCUUCUCACGGCUGUGGUUAGCCCUGGUGAUUCAUUUCCCCCUUCUGCUGGCCCAGAGGGGGGCGCCGCCCUGGCCUGGCAGGGGAGAAAAGACUUGGUGGGGAAUGGAGGGGGAACAAGAUGAGGCAGUCUUAAGGGACCACGUGGUCCAGCUCCGCUGAAUCCCAAGGUCUCGGGAGACAUUUGUGGUCUAGGAUCAGGUGGUUCCUCUUCAACGCCCUGCUUCUUGACUACCGCUUUGGGAUAGCUCUGCAGCAUACCCCCACGGUUUCUAGCGCUGGAUACCGGUCUUUAAGGGAGGCUCUAGGUGCUGGAGACGCCCAGAUUCCUGCUUGUGCGGGGUACAGCCGACACUCGCCACCAAGGGACUCUGCUCGCAGCUGCGCAAGCCGAGCGAGGAGGCGCAAAGGCUGUGGGAGGAGCUAGACGUCCUCCAGGCUCCGGGGCGGGGCCUCGUGGGGCGGGGCCCAGGCUGAGCCCAACUUUCCGGGUGGAGCGCUGCUUCGGUAGCCGCGGAGAGGGCGGGGUCGGGAGCGCCGAGCAGCGCGAACACGCAGGGCCGGACUGGAACCCCGCGCUGGACGUUGCCGGAUCCACCUCGGGAGCCGAGUCGCAGAGCAGCCAGAGCAGCCAGAGCAGCCGGAGCAGCCAGAGCAACUGCAACCAGGCCUAGCUUGCAGAUCCGUGCCGGCCGGCCUGUCCGCCUCUUUUUCCCCCCCGCGCUGUCAGAGGCGACGGGGACUGGGGCAGCGGCUUCUGCGACCUUCGCUUCCAUGCUCGGAGCGCGAUCGCCCUUGCGCUGUCUGGUCAUGGCCUGAGCACCAAAUACGCAGGAGGUCGGAGUCAGUGUCUUCAUCCUGACGGUCUAGGGACCUAAGAGGAAAAAAGCCAAGAGGGUUCCGUGUAAGAGCAUCGCGUGAGCACGGGGCGUGGAGGGGGUACAAGAGGUGCCAAGGUUUACCAGGCCUGUGUGGGUACCAGGCAGUCCGGCAUCCCAGCGGCCACGACCUCUGUUCUGCCCUGAGGAAGUUAGAAUAAUCAGCUGGCUCGGGUCUAGCACUUGAAGCGGUACCCUCUCUUGUCUGAGGAAUCAGGACCUGGCCUAGCGAGUCCCUGGAAAGCCUGCCUCCUGCCCCAGCCCCACUGGUGCGGAUGUGCCGCUGCCCACGGGAGCGCCAUGAAGGCAGGAUGACCUCAGCCGAAGCAGUGGCUGUGGCUGGAAGUGCCCGGGAGCAUGGCUGCCCCAAGUGGCCUCCUGACAACCCUCAGAUCCUCGGGCAGCCUGCGCGGGCCAGAGUGGUUGUGGCAGCUCUGGUGUGGCUGUUGGCAGGAGCCAGCAUGUCAAGCCUCAACAAGUGGAUCUUCACAGUGCAUGGCUUCGGACGGCCCCUGCUCCUCUCAGCAUUGCACAUGCUGGCAGCUGCCCUGGCAUGCCACUGGGGGGCUCGGCGGCCCAUGCCCCGCAGCAUCCAAGGCAGAGUCCUGCUACUCAGCCUCACCUUUGGUACCUCCAUGGCCUGCGGCAACGUGGGCCUGAGCACUGUACCCUUGGACCUAGCACAACUGGCCACCACUACCACACCACUGUUCACACUGGCCUUGUCCGCGCUGCUACUUGGCCGAAGACAUCAUCCCCUGCAGUUUGCUGCUAUGGGCCCGCUCUGCCUGGGAGCUGCAUGCAGCCUGGCUGGAGAGCUCCGGGCACCCCCAGCUGGCUGUGGCUUCUUGCUUGUGGCCACCUGUCUCCGAGGCUUCAAGUCCGUUCAACAGAGUGCCCUGCUGCAGGAAGAGCGGCUGGACGCGGUGACUCUGCUGUACGCCACCUCUCUGCCCAGUUUCUGCCUGCUGGCGGGCGCUGCUCUGGUGAUGGAGGCUGGAGUGGCCCCUCCGCUGACUCCCACCGACUCUCGCCUCUGGGCCUGUGUCCUGCUCAGCUGCUUCUUGUCUGUGAUCUACAACCUGGCCAGCUUCUCCUUGCUGGCACUCACAUCCGCCCUCACCGUCCACGUACUGGGCAACCUCACAGUUGUGGGCAACCUCAUCCUGUCCAGGCUCCUGUUCGGCAGCCACCUCAGCGCCCUCAGCUACGUGGGCAUCGCCCUCACACUUUCAGGGAUGUUUCUUUACCACAACUGUGAGUUCGCGGCCUCUUGGGCUACCCGUUGCAGGUUGUGGCACAGGAACCAGCCUGGCAAAGGUCUUUGAGACCCCGGGGCUGCGCCUGAGCCGUACCUGGACAGCCCGAGCCUGUAUCUAACCAUGGCCAAUGGCCAUGAGGAAAGUGGAGGGGUGCUAUGUGUGCCAGGCCGGGGAAAGGCGGUGCUCUCUGGAAGGGCUGCCUGGGAGGCCAGGCACUUUCAGAGAGACCCACCCCCUAUCCCUGCCUGCCUCACCUGUGAGAGCAAGGCCUGCCACUGGAUGGUGGGUCCAAGUCUGGCACGUGUGCUUGUCAGAUGAAUCAUGAUCAGUGUCAAGUACUACGAUGACAAUGGCUGGGCAAACUUAGAAAGCCUCAAUGUGUGAUGAUGAAGACAAUGCCCAGCGGUUACACAAUCCUUCCUCCAGUGGGGGAGGCCGCGAGGGACACCAGAGAAGGCUUCUGCCUUCAUUGCUGGGCUCCCCAAAAAACUUGGGGUAGUCUGUGCCAACUUCAGGUCGCGACUGCAGCCCCACUCUGGUGCCUCCUCCUCUGGAUUUGGAUCUUCCAUCCUCAAAUAAACUAUUUUUUGCUUGGA